GGAGAUGAGUUAGCAUGGUAAUUGAAUUCCAUGCGUGGGGUCCUAUCGGGCUGUGGCAUUUUAACUCUCGUUGCUGUUUAUGGGUAGAGUUUGAGUUGGGGGAGUUCAGAUCGAUCUCCUGAAUUCGUACCCUUGUGCUCUGAUGUCUGCGAGUUUGCCUUUCUUUCAUAUGCAGGGAGGUGAAAUUGUGAGGUUGGGCGUCUUGUAGGACUCUUUUUUGCUGCAGCUGUGGCGUGGUCUUUGUCUUCCUCCGCUUCUGCACCCAUAUAUCGUCUUUCUCUCGCUAAUUCAUAGAGAGUUCAAAGAACUUCGUCUCAAUUUGGCAUUGCCUCUUCUUACAUUGUCUCCCUCUUCGAAACGAAGCCGAUCAACUGGCUGGUUUUUUAAAAUAUGAAUCUUCUCACAGAAGGAAUCAUCUUCUUCUAGAAUUACAUGAGAGCAGUGCUUUUGGUUUUUGGGGACAUAUUUGUCUUCCCGAAGCGUUAGUUACAUGUUCCUAUUCUUUGGCACCUGUGAUCGCCUAUGUAAGUUUUUCCAGUAAGUUGAAUCUUGUAAUGCAGAGAAACAGCAUAUUUCAAGCGAGAUUAGGCGACGCUUGUUAGCGUUCGAUGCUGAUUUGAGCUGUCCAGAACACUUGAGAACCCUGUAAUUACUCAUUUCUGGUCAUGGGAGAGACAUUCCGCUUGAUUGCCACAACCCCUAGCAUGGGUUUAGUGUCUCAGUUGCUCGCGAGCAUAGAGAGAAUUGGAAAUGCAGGGUUGUAUUCCGCAUCUACCCAGCUUUGAUGGCUGGUCGACUUCAGCGGAGGAUGGCGCAUAAUUCCCUUACCGUGUCAAAGGUUAGCAAGCGCAGUCCUCAGAAAGGGUUAACUGUACCUCAUUCUAAGAUUUUUGAGGGACUUUGGAAUAAGCAGAAUGUAUGUAGGCGUGUGAUACUUAAGGGAAACAUGCACAUGCGUAGGAAACCACAGAAUUUGUGGGAAAAGACGAAGGUUGCAGGGUUAGACAUGCUAGGGGAGGUAAAGAAUCAAAAGAAGCUCCUGGAUAGUAGGCGUUCCCUACGACCUCUUCUAGACGCCAUCCGUUUUGUGGAGUCUAGCAACAGAGCACACUGUCCUGACGGUGACAAUGGCGCUAGCAUUGGCCCCCUGCAGAUCUCAGAAGAGUAUCACACGGAUGCCUGGAAACACAAUAAAUCUUUUGCUUGGUCUCGUUGCAGGGAUUUGGAGCAUGCCGAAAAUACUGUAGUAGCCUACUGGUCGAAAUAUUGCAAGGACGCAUUGUAUAAGAGAGAUUGGGAGACACUUGCUAAGACGCACAAUGGGGGGCCCCGAGGACCUGCCAAAGAGAAGACUGUGUAUUACUGGAGCAAAGUAUUGACCCGUCUUCAGCAAUCUAAUCUUGAUGCAUACAACGAAAAUACUAAAACCCAAACUUCUCGAACACCUUGGAGAAUUCCGAAAUCAUACUCAUGUUCUAAGUCUGAUGGCAUCAGGACUUUGAAAGAUCCGGAGAAAAGGCGAGGGUUCCUUAUGGCAGCCAGAACAAGCAAACCAUCUAUUCCCCUAAUCAAGAAAGACAAUAGGAUGCCUACACCCUUGCGCAAGAGCAAAGUUCGAAAGUCUGGCAAAGUAAGACAUUACAAGAUAGAAGCCACUCCUCAUACGCCCAGGAUUGGAGCCAGACCUCGAACGCCUCAAUCUGCUUGCUCGAAGCAGCACUCACCCCUUGUUCUACGUAGGUCACAAAUAAAAUUUAAGUGGCAUCUACCAGAAGACAGAUUAUCUGAUCGAGUUUCACCUCAAUGUGCUCUUCAUUUGGGCUAUUGGAACUUUCCCUGGUCGGUCAAGAGAGAGAAAGCAGCAAUCGUGAUUCAGGCCCACUGGCGCAUGUGUUUGUUGACACACAGAUAUCGUAGCCUUCAACAUGCUACCCUUACAAUACAAAGACGAUGGCGAGAAUCAAGGGGGAUAUCAAGACGCAUUGUUUCAACAUUAGAUAUUUUAGGGAAGGAAAUGGAUGUUGCAUUUUGCGUGAAGUCCAAGCCCUGGAGAGAAAGCAACGAACCUGAUGAUCUGGUCACUAAAACUCCUGUGGAAUCACCGUGCGAGAUAUCAGCGGAGAAGGACUUCCAGAGAAGUUUGAAGUCGCCCGGACUUGAAGUUAAACGUCUUUAUAAUGAAAAUAUUUCAGCUAUUCAAGAGGAUGAAAUUUUUACAGAGUUUCUGAGUUUUUUACCGUGUCCUGAGCACAAGACCGCAGAGAGUGAUUGUAGCAACCCUUUCAUGGUUUCUAGCAAUUCACAGGCAGAGAAUUUUUGUGAAAACGUAGACCGGCCUUCGUCCUAUCCAAAGACGUGGCUUUAUGACAUGUGUAAUCUGGACAGUCCUGCCUGUUCACCUGCAAAGGAUCUUACUUUCGCCAAGUUUAGCAUAGAUGGAUCAUUGCCUUCCACACCUAUAAAAGAAUGGAGCUCCCAAAAGUGGGAUCCUGCUAUUACUUUACCAAUGGAUCCAGGUGUGAAGGAUUCUAUGAUUUUAAAUUUGUUUGAGCUUCCAUAUUCCCCAACUAAGGAAUGGACUUCUCCGCUCGCUGAAGGUCAGAAGCCCAAUUGUGUCAUUGAAAUAUCUUCCUACGGGGGAUUUCAAGGGGAGCAUCUCCAACUGCCUAGUGAGUGGUUCAUGGACCUUGAUGAAUCGGAUGUCCCUGAAAGCUGCUGGAAUACAUCUGGAGUGACAAACAUUUCCUUUUCUCCUAUUUCGAGCCCGAACAUGAAGUCCCAGCAUAGUUUUACAGAAGCCUCUGCCACAGGUGGUGAGAUGGUGCUGUUCUCUCAAGCGCUGGUGUGCAUCCCCGAAGAAGCUUCUCACAACGUUUUACCUUCUCAUCAGGUUAGGGGCUGUGUUGUGAAGACUCCGCUUUUAGGUAAGCGCACACCUCAUAUAUCCCCCAAGACCAUUGACCUGUCCCGCUGGAGAGACACAACCUUAAAUGAAGAAGAUAUUGAUAGUUUCAGUUUGACACCUUCUGCCAGUGUGUCCACUCACGGAUUCGAUCUAGGCUCAGACUCUCCAGUUCCGCCAGCGUUGGAAGAAGAAUUUCUGGAUGAGCUCAACAAACUUAUCUUAGGGUCUCCAGAUCCGAAAUUUGGUCCAUCAGGCGAUCCAACCUCACCAGCUGCCUCUUGUGAGCAGAUUAAUGACGUGCAUUGGUCAGGAUCUCUCAAAUCUCCUCAAUCUGAAACCAUAAGCAGAGCUUACGACGGGAUCUUAGGUAGCAACGGUCUCUUGAUGGAUUCAACAAGUAAGCUUGAUUUCAACUUGGAUGAUGGCAAUGAACUGGAAGUUUCACAGCAAGAUGUAUCUUUCAUUCAAGGGAAAGGCGAUACACUUGCUGGCAAAAAGCUUCUCGAGAUUUAUGAAGAGCUCGAUGAUUCAAGAGCUUCCAAAGACUCACGAAGUUACAGUAAAAGGUGUCAGAGUACAGUUACUGAAUUUCUGCAGCUUGUUGAGCAAAACCUUGGUGUAAAUAACACUGAAACUUCUUUCCGAAGGAGCUCAUAUAUAUCACCAAUCAUGACCUCGUCCACAAAGUUACAGGAUAAAGAAACACCUCAACUUACUGCAUUUGCUGAUGAAGACGACUUUUGUGACAAGGCUGUAGAUGGGAAUGUCGUGGCUGCGAAGCCCACACCGCAGGAACGUAUCUUCGAUCUCUCGCCUGAUAUCUUUCAUGCUUCUGUGGGGUGGGAAACAGCAUCACCUGGAGAUUCUCCAAAACGUAUGUCAUUUAUUCAAUUGGGCGAGCCUGUCGUCAAUUGUGCCACUAUGGAUCAGUACUUCACUGAUUUUAAUCAACACUACAGUAGCUUUAUCACACCCAAAAUACAGCGGUCUAGCAACUCAGCGUCAAGGUCCUGCGAGGCAAUCGGUAGAUCAAAGCCCCCGUCGCAUUCAAUGACCAGGCGAAUCUCCUUCUAUCAGACAAGCCACAAUUCUGAUUCUGAUCUCUCCCAUUCAGAGGUAAAGAGUCCCUUGCUGGCAGAGAAAACUUUCAGUGACAGUCUCCAUCAUACCAGCCCCGUUACCCCUGAUGACCAGUGCUUGGAUAUGGCACCGUAUACUUCCAGCGUUGGCGCUCAUUGUAAUCACGACAGAUCUAGUGCCUUGUCAGUCUCUAAAAAAUAUUUUCUUCAGAGCCCAUCUUCAAGAUUUCACGGGAAAUGUGACUCUGAUGCGGAGAGCGUCGUAUCCUCUAGAAGCUUUCAUCCUGCUAGAAAGAUUCCUUCGCCGUCUGAAGACAAUAAGAAAGGGUCUGGAAAGCGUGCUAGAGCACUGUUCCCUGGGCAGGAAUCAACACCCAGGAGCGGAGAUGGGUGCUCGAAAUCUAGUAGGCUUCAUCACUCUUCUUCUGAGGGCAGUUACGAAGCCUUGCUUAAAAAUAGAAACGUUCUACGUACCUGGGGAGCAGGAAGUGCUUCUGGUCCUCUGCUCCAGGCAUCUGAUUUGGACGAAUCUGAUUGCAGCUUUAGGAAAAGCAGCGGAUCUGCUUGGGAUUGUGGGUUAAUUUCCGAUUGUGGAAUGAUGGUGGAUGACGGCUUGAAGUAUCUCGAGACUCCUGGACCAUCCCUGCACGAUCUCUGCAAAUUAUGGGAUGAGGAGUGUGUAGACCUUGUGACUAGAUCUCUUAAGUACAAGAGCUUGAUGACAGAUUCUAAUAUGCUCCACCAAGAGGUUGAGGAGGCAUUCAAAAAACCAGAGCCCACCAGCCCACAGUCAAUAGCGUGGGAGAUUCAAAACAUUGAAAGACUCUUGGAGAAGCUGGAAAAUAGGGAGUCAAUGAAGGAGCUUAUUAAACAGCAACGAGAUACUAUCUAUAUCAACAUUGCAACAAAUGCAAGUAUGCGAGAUCGGUAUCGCUUGUACAGUAAAUGGGGUAUUCGCAGGAUGUCGAGGGGGAGGUUGAGGAAGGUUAUCUACGACUUGCUCUGGAAGGAUCCCAAAAGAUACCAUGCCAGCGCCGAUCUUGUACUGAAGUACCUGUAGCCCCAAAAAAUUUACAACGGCAUUUUGUUGAGCGCCUCAAUCUGUUAUACCUCAGAUGAAGUCAGUAGGUACCAACUUCACCUACAAGGAGCCAUCAACAUGUACAGAAGUUGGGAGUCUUGUAAUUAAUAUGUUAUAGCCGUUCUAAGCUAUAAGAAGUCAUCACUGAGUAGGAAUAUGUGUCUCAGCAUCACAGUUCGCCUGGAGUCCUUAGUGAGAUCCAGUGCUGUAGUGCACGAGAUGUCUUAGGGGAGCAUAGAUAUGAAAAAGCCCAAUUGGAAUGGAUCAGCCAAGAAAUGAGAAACUGGCUCCACAAAAUAUAAUCUGUCUUAUUUGUUGGCCUCUUUGGAGGUGAUAAUAAAAACUGUAUUUUUUCUGAAGGAAA
This is a messenger RNA of Physcomitrium patens, 5429 nucleotides long. RefSeq lists its product as uncharacterized. Gene Ontology annotation, molecular function: lysozyme activity; protein binding. NCBI's taxonomy places the organism in Eukaryota, Viridiplantae, Streptophyta, Bryopsida, Funariales, Funariaceae. The record is from RefSeq and is a predicted model, not a curated record.